AUGGCCGGCAUCACCAAGGCCGCUGUUGUGGCGAGCCACCCGAAGAAGAAUGUGGCCAGCCGCAAGAUGAACAAGAAGAGCCGCUCGAUCGCCAAGAAGGAGGCCAAAGCGAUGCGCGCCGACUCCGCCGGUGCCAAGAGUCGUCGCUGGCGCCCAGGCACUGUCGCACUGCGCGAGGUGCGUAAGUACCAGCGCUCGACGGAGCUGCUCAUCGCGCGUACCCCGUUCCGCCGCCUCGUGAAGGAGAUUAUGUCCACCUUCAAGGACACGAUGCACAUGCGCCACUCCGCCCUCGAGGCGAUGCAGGAUGCGACGGAAAGCUACCUUGUGAGUUUGCUCUGCGACGCGAAUCUGUGCACCAUUCAUGCCAAACGUGUAACGCUGUACCCCAAGGACCUGCAGCUAGCAUUGCGCCUCCGCGGAGAGCGCACGUAA
Messenger RNA from Leishmania major strain Friedlin, 435 nucleotides. RefSeq names its product putative histone H3 variant. Gene Ontology annotation, molecular function: structural constituent of chromatin; protein heterodimerization activity; DNA binding. Gene Ontology annotation, cellular component: nucleosome. NCBI's taxonomy places the organism in Eukaryota, Euglenozoa, Kinetoplastea, Trypanosomatida, Trypanosomatidae. The transcript has a single exon. The record is from RefSeq and is a predicted model, not a curated record. Bases 1 to 435 code for a protein of 144 amino acids.